UCGAACCGAUGAUGCGGGCAUGGCUGCUACUCCAGCGAUAGCGAUGAGCGUGGAAUCGUGCCGAGCUCUUUCUCCCGGAUGGAUUCUCUCCCAGCGCAGGCCUCUUGUUUCCAGGAUUUCUUGCUCAGGAUUGGGAUCAAGGAGCGCGGUGUCGCGAGAAUCACUGCAGCUGGCCAGGGGGCGCCUCGGCCUCUCCUCGCAUUUUCUGGAAUCAAGAACAGUGGCUCGCAUCGUCGCUAGGGUCUUCGAUCAAUCGGCAGCAGGAGCGGCUGCCGCACCAUUCGGCGACGAGAAUCUGCAAGGGAUCACUCUCUUUCACAAGUGCCGGGCGGUCCUUUUCUAUUUGACAACGACGCUAGUGGCAAUACCAUUGUUCCUGGUGAUGCUACUCCAGCAUCCUCUGGUGCUUCUCCUCGACAGGCAGCGGAGGAAAGCACAGCAUCUCAUCAACAAGCUCUGGGCGUCGGCGAGCACAUUUUUUUUCUACGAGGUGGAGAUUGUUGGCAAAGAGCAUCUACCGCAUCCCAAUGAGCCCGCCGUUUACAUCUCAAAUCACCAGAGCUUCCUUGACAUCUUUGCCUUGUUCCAGCUCGGUCGACCCUUCAAGUUCAUCAGCAAGACUAGCGUGUUCUUCAUUCCAAUCGUGGGGUGGGCGAUGUACUUGACGGGUCACAUACCUUUGCAUCGCUUGGAUGCCAAGAGUCAGCUGGAAUGUCUUCGGCGUUGCAUUGAGUUGCUCAAGCGAGGAGUGUCGGUGUUCUUUUUUCCAGAGGGAACAAGGAGUACCGAUGGGACACUAGCUGCAUUCAAGAAAGGAGCAUUCUCGUGUGCUGCUAAAGCUAAAGUUCCGGUAGUUCCCAUUGCUCUUGUAGGUACUGGACAUCUUAUGCCCAACGGCAAAGAGAACGUUUUGAGAACAGGGAAAGUGAAGAUCGUCAUACAUCCGCGCGUUCAAGGAGGCACUGCCGACGAACUCUGCGACCAGGCACAAAAGUAUAUUGUGAGCUCUGUCGCUAUUAGUCCUGUGAAGCGACCUUUCAACAGCAGCAUCGAAGAACUAUGAUUUUCCAGGAGUGAAAGGCGCGAGUUUGCAGUGUUACCAGCAGCAGCAACAUCGCGAGACUGGGAUUUAAAUGACAACAUCGAGAGAAAGGCAACUUCCGGGAAUCUAUUCCUGCAAAGUUACACGCGUCGAAUUUCUAUGUAUCUUUGAUUUUUAAUGAGGUGGAUGAUAGAGCGCCACUUGUUGCUUGGAAA
This is a messenger RNA of Selaginella moellendorffii, 1257 nucleotides long. Its product is annotated as 1-acyl-sn-glycerol-3-phosphate acyltransferase CHLREDRAFT_174358. NCBI's taxonomy places the organism in Eukaryota, Viridiplantae, Streptophyta, Lycopodiopsida, Selaginellales, Selaginellaceae. Gene Ontology annotation, biological process: phosphatidic acid biosynthetic process. Gene Ontology annotation, cellular component: membrane. Bases 20 to 1063 code for a protein of 347 amino acids. The transcript is spliced from 6 exons. Gene Ontology annotation, molecular function: 1-acylglycerol-3-phosphate O-acyltransferase activity. The record is from RefSeq and is a predicted model, not a curated record.